This is a messenger RNA of Paramecium pentaurelia, 1811 nucleotides long. The record is from the annotation of a GenBank genome assembly. Lineage: Eukaryota; Ciliophora; Oligohymenophorea; Peniculida; Parameciidae.
AUGAAUUAUCCAAAAAGGUUUUCGAUUGGCAAAAUGUAUUAAAGAGUAUUAGAUAUAAUUAAUGUAAGGAAAAAGGCAUUUACUUGAAAGAUAAUAACUGCAUUUCUUAAUCUCAAGAUCAUUAAACAAAAUAUCAAAUUGAUUAUAUUAAAUAAGGAGUGAAACUAUAGGAUGUUUAAUUAGCAACUUUUUAUCUCAAAAAUGGAUUACCUUAUAGAGGUUUUAAAGGUAAUCCAAAAGAUGUUUUAAAUAGUGAACAGCUACAGAUGAUAUACCAAUUAAUUGUCUUUUGGUUUAAGUUCCCCGCCAAUUGAUAAUAAGUAGUCGAACUGCAUUUGAAUCAAGUCAAAAAGCCUUUUAUUAUAAACAUAGAGACUUUUUUAUAGAUCAUGAAGAGGGAGAAGAACAUACAAUAAUUGCUUUUCUCAUUAUGAAUAAAAGAAAAGGGUUUAAAUCAAAAUAUUAUAGAUUUAUUAAAUAACUACCUAUAGAUGUUAAUAUGUUAAUAUUUUGGUCAGAUAAUAAAUUGAAAUUGUUGUAAGAUGAAAAUUUAAUCAAUAAAGUACAAAAAAAGAGAGAAGAAUAUGAAUAGACAUAUAUGAUAUUUAAAACAAUAAUGGAUGUUACAGAAAAUGAAUUCUAAUGGGCAUAUACUAAUUUAUAUACUAGAGAUUUUGGACAUAAUUUAAAAUAUAAAAGUAUGGUUCCUUUUUGUGAAUUCUUUAAUCAUGAAUGUGUAGAUGUUCAUAUUGUUCUAUUAUCAGAAAAUGAUUAAAAAGAGUAUAACAAUUAAACUUAGAGUUAGAAAGAGAAGAAGUAAGGAAAAAAGAAAGUAUAUUAAAAUGAAGGUUUCUAUGCUGAAGAAGAACUCUAAAGUGUUUAAUCUUCAUCUGAUUCAGAUAAUUCUUUAGAUUUAGAUUAAAAUGAAUCAGAUCUUGAUAAUUUUAUUGCAGAUUAAAUAAUAGAAUGGGCUAGCAAAAAUUAAUUAGAAGAAUAAACAUAUGAAAUCUUAAAAGAUUAUUUGUUAUUUAAUUUAAUAAAGUAAAAUGAAUAAAAAAGUAAUAAUAAUAAGAAUUAAACUAAGAAAAUAAUGAAUUGGAAAGAAGAUGAAGAUUUUGAUUAUUUUUGUAUUAGUUCACAAAAGACUGAAAAUUUUAUGAAAGGAGCUUAAGUCUAUUUUAAUUAUGGAAGACUUUCAAAUAGAGAAUUAUUAUUAAGAUAUGGAAUUGCAAUAGAAAAAAAUAAAUAUGAUCAUGUUUAUUUAAGAAUUAAUACUGGAAAGUUACUUAAAAGAAGAGUGAAUAGAAUAUUUUAGAAAUAGUAUUUAUCAAUUAAACUAAAAUAUACUGAGUUUCCUUUUGCUUUACUUAAAUUUUCUAAGGCUAUUAAAGAGUAUUAUUUAAAAUAGGUUGUAGAAGUGAGAACCAAGAUUAUUAUGAUCCUGAGAGCGUGUUGAAUAUCAUUAAUAUUUAGACUGAAUUAAAAGGUUAUUAAUUAUGAUAUUUUUAGGAUUAACAAAAUCUAUUGAAUUAUUGCAAGAAUUUAAAAGUGAAUUCAAAGAAGAUCUUGUUAGUAGUGAUUUUUUGUUAAAGAAUGAAUAAUUAGAUUAUGAUGAGUAUUUCGCUUUAGUUUAUAGAUUGGAAAAGUAAAGAAUUCUCUAACAUAAUAUUAUAUUAUUAAAAUUGGCUAAAGAAAUUCUAUAAGAUCCAGAUAGAUUAUAAUAUACUUGUAGUUAAUAUGAGUCAUCUUAAUAUGAGUAUACAUAUAGGAUUAUACUUAAAAAAUACUUAGAUUAAAUACUAAAACAAUGA